CAACAACAUACCAAACCUCUAAUCACGAGUCCCUAAUACCAAUCCCACCCCCAAACCAUCUAUCUCAGCCAUUCCCACAAUGGCUGCUAUCGGAGGCGUGCAGUCGAUCAAGUGCGUCGUCACUGGUGACGGUGCUGUAGGAAAGACAUGUCUUCUCAUCUCAUACACAACAAAUGCCUUCCCCGGCGAAUACAUUCCCACAGUUUUCGAUAAUUACUCGGCGAGUGUUAUGGUCGAUGGCAAGCCCGUGAGCUUGGGUCUCUGGGAUACUGCUGGACAGGAGGAUUACGACAGACUGCGCCCGCUUUCGUACCCCCAGACCGACGUCUUCCUCAUCUGCUUUUCGCUCGUCAGCCCUCCGUCGUUCGACAACGUCAAGUCCAAGUGGCACCCCGAGAUCCAGCAUCACGCCCCCGGCAUCCCCAUCAUCUUGGUGGGCACCAAGCUCGAUUUGCGCGAGGACCCCGAUACCAUUCAGAGCCUGAGCCAGAAACGCAUGGCUCCGAUAACGUUCGAGAUGGGUGUCAACUGCGCCAAGGAGAUCGGCGCGAGGAAGUACCUCGAGUGCUCUGCCCUUACCCAAAGGAAUCUCAAGUCUGUUUUCGACGAGGCCAUCAGAGCUGUGCUCUACCGCGUCGAUACGACCCAAGAAAAGAAGAAGUCCAAGUGCACUAUCCUCUAAUUAAUUCACCACAACCAACCAAACCACACCAGACAUACUACCACCAUCACAACACCAUCACACCAACGCUCAUGAGGCCAUUUACCGAGGGCGCAGCGCACGCCUUGACAUCAGCACAAAACAACAGGGUGUUCCAUGGGGAUAAUUGUGAGGGGACACCAUCUAUACCCGGCGGACAUAAUUAGAUGUUGAUGAGAUUUUCUUUUCCUGGUUGUUCCGAUCGUCUCGAAAUAAACUCGCAAGCUGGUUUUCGUCUCUUUUU
Neurospora tetrasperma FGSC 2508 is the source of this 944-nucleotide messenger RNA. Its product is annotated as small GTPase. Lineage: Eukaryota; Fungi; Ascomycota; Sordariomycetes; Sordariales; Sordariaceae. The transcript is spliced from 6 exons. The record is from RefSeq and is a predicted model, not a curated record. Gene Ontology annotation, molecular function: GTP binding; protein kinase binding; GTPase activity. Gene Ontology annotation, biological process: regulation of actin cytoskeleton organization; small GTPase-mediated signal transduction; regulation of cell shape. The coding region runs from base 80 to 682 and encodes 200 amino acids. Gene Ontology annotation, cellular component: cytoskeleton; plasma membrane; cytoplasmic vesicle.